Adelges cooleyi (spruce gall adelgid) is the source of this 1501-nucleotide messenger RNA. RefSeq lists its product as uncharacterized. The coding region runs from base 38 to 1501 and encodes 487 amino acids. The record is from RefSeq and is a predicted model, not a curated record. The transcript is spliced from 3 exons. Lineage: Eukaryota; Metazoa; Arthropoda; Insecta; Hemiptera; Adelgidae.
UUCUUAUUGUCGUACUGCAUACAAGGUUUUCGAGAAAAUGAUUGUGAUAAUUAUACUUGUGUUGGCGUAUUUUAACGUUUUAGCGAUAGCAACACGAACUGACCAACAUUUUCAAGGAGUGAGUUCAAAUACCAUCAUAAAUAAACAGGAAUAUUUGGAAGAGCUGUACAACGCAGAUAUUGUACAAUCGUUAAAUUUUUUGCCGACGUUAAUUGAUAAAGACGAUGUGGACAUCAACGAAAAUGACAUUAGACUUCUUUCGGAAGAAUGCUACUCUGACGAACGUUGUUUAAACGAUAAAAAAACGUCCGUUAAAAAGUACCACCAGAAAAUGCAAGCAAUCCAGUGUAUUCACGGAUCGUUCAUUUUGAAAGUUUUGGACGAACUGGAAGAAAUCAUAUGCGACGAAAAAUCAUCCAACAUCAGCCAGCUAAAGAAAUUACUUCGAGGACUUGGAACAUAUUUUUAUCUGACAAACAUGAUGUGCCUGUUACACUGGGCGAAAUGGAACGCUUACGAUUGGCAAAUUGAAAUUUUUACCUUUGUGUCGGGUCUUACGAAUUCGGACACAAACAUUAAAAAAUACAAAGAACGUUUCAGAAAUUACAACGUACGCAUGCGAGAAGACGUGGUAGGGUUUAUUGGCCGAUGUGUCCACCAUAAAUAUUUAUCGUGUCCAGGCCAAAAAACUUCAGGGGAGGCACCGUUUUCCUGUCUUCUCGACAACGCUUACUCGCGUAUGGACUUGUUGUACAGAAUCAGUGCGUUCACCACCCACAGACUCUUCGAACACUACUCCGUACGGAAUCUCAUGUUGGUGCAUUUGUAUUCAAAUGACGAUUUCAUUUUCGACUGGUCGACGUCUGACGUCGGACUUGAAGCGGAAAAUGUCAAAAGCCAGUUGAUGGAAUACGGCACGUCGUACCGUAAACUUCAGUCGAAACAUAAAUGGGAAUUGGAUCCGAUCGGCGGCAACAAGUACAAUGCCCUGAUAGCGAAAUGCAUCCGCUUAAGGAUUGUGUACGCCGCAUGGUUUCACUUAAAUGCAUAUCACAAAUUACUGAGCCGGCCUCUUGACGGAGACGUACGAGAGUUCAUGGAGAAAUCACUGGUCCAAAUCUGGCAUACGCUAGUUUUUCCCAUCAAACGUGCCUUGAGGACGUUUGGAUUUGACGGAAACAUCUACUGGUCUGCAAUACGCGUUAUGAUGGUCGACUUAACCAAGAUUAGCAAACAAGUACUCGCGGCGCGGGAAGAGUUUACGAGAAAUUAUUUUUGUCGAGCUGUAGAACACUUAGGACUCGCCCGGGAAUCCGAUGUCAAUCGAAAAUUGCAGGAACUAGUGGUGGCAAACGGUGAAAUGUAUGACAGGAUCAAAGCCAAUGGCGACAUGCUAGACGAUUACACCGAUGCGAUAUUACGUGCACUGAGUCCGGUCGACGGCACGUUUAUUCGUAUAAUAGUUUCUGCCGAAGGAAAUAAAACCUUUGUAACGCGUUAG